AUGGCCGGCGAAUCUGAGGAUGAGCAACUAAAAGCUGCGUUAUGGUUUGCAGUGGGGAAGAUGGUCGAUGAAGAAACCCUACGGAGGAAUAGGAACGUCACUCCCCAAUUCAUCGGAGCUUUGACUGAGAUGGUCUGGGCCCAAAUAGAAAACGUCGCUUUGGACUUGGAGAGCUUCAGCCGCCAUGCAGGACGGACUACUAUCAACACAGAGGAUGUUCUACUCCUAGCCAGACGGAACCAAGAUCUGCACGCAAUCAUCAAGGAUUUCGUAGAUAAGCAGAAAGCCGCAAAGGCAAAGGGCAAGUCGAAGAGAUGA
This is a messenger RNA of Annulohypoxylon truncatum, 318 nucleotides long. RefSeq names its product kinetochore component CENP-S-domain-containing protein. Bases 1 to 318 code for a protein of 105 amino acids. NCBI's taxonomy places the organism in Eukaryota, Fungi, Ascomycota, Sordariomycetes, Xylariales, Hypoxylaceae. Gene Ontology annotation, biological process: resolution of meiotic recombination intermediates; replication fork processing. Gene Ontology annotation, cellular component: FANCM-MHF complex; Fanconi anaemia nuclear complex. Gene Ontology annotation, molecular function: chromatin binding; protein heterodimerization activity. The transcript is spliced from 3 exons. The record is from RefSeq and is a predicted model, not a curated record.